CUGGCCAGCCGCGGGAGCGCGGCAUGGCCUCUCUGGACCUGCCGUACCGCUGUCCUCGCUGUGGAGAGCACAAGCGCUUCCGGAGCCUGUCGUCGCUGCGCGCCCACCUGGAGUACAACCACACCUACGAGACCCUCUACGUGCUGUCCAAGUCUAACAGCGUGUGCGACGCCGCCGCACUGCUCCCCCUGGUGGCCGACAGCGCCCUGGCAGCGGAGACCCGCUUCCCCUACCGCGAGCUGCCCUGCCCAGGCGACGAACUCGGCCUCGCCCCGGUGCCCACCAAAGCCGCCUGCUACCUGCCCAAUGUGGAGUUCCCCCUGGGUGAGAUCUUGGUGAAGAAAGCCAUGAGCUCGGCGGACGCUAUCACCCCUGCCACCGCCGUCGCCUCCGGUAGCAGCGCUGUCGCCGUGGCAGCCAACGUGGCAGCCAGCGCGGUCGAGGCCGCCUACGAGGAGGGCCUGGCACGCCUCAAAGCCCGGGCCUUCGAGCGCCUCGAGCUGGAUGAGCGCCUGGAGAAGCUGUCCGAGGAGGUGGAGCAGAAGAUCGCGGCACGCGUGGGCCGCUUGCAGGCCGAGCUGGAGAGGAAGAGCUCGGAGCUGGACAAGGCCAAGCAGGAGAGUGAGAGACUCUGCCAGGAAAAGCAGGAGCUGGAGGACAAGGCCUCGGAGCUGUCCCGCCAGGUGGACGUCUCCGUGGAGAUGCUGGCCAGCCUCAAGCAGGACCUGGUCAACAAGGAGCAGGAGCUCUCGCACAAGCAGCAAGAGGUGGCCCAGAUCGACCAGUUCCUGCAGGAGACGGCGGCGCGGGAGGCCAGCGCCAAGGCUCGACUCCAGCACUUCAUCGAGGAGCUGCUAGACCGUGCCGACCGCGCCGAGAAACAGCUCCAGAUCAUCAGCAGCUGUGGGACUACGCCCAACGGCAGCCUGGGACGCUGCAGCCUGCAAGGCAGCAAAGCCAACGGCCGGCAGAGGAACUCCAGUCUCUCCGGUUCGAGAGGGAUGUACCAGGUGUCUGAGAGGCACGCCUCACCCAGCACUAAUGCCAGGGUGUCUGGGAGGUCGAAGUCAGUGUCUCAGGGCACAGCGACAGGCUACGACAGCGAUGGCAUGGACCCGCACGCGCUGGAGGCCGGCGUGGAGGAGCAAGGCUGCGACGGACGCUGCCGCCCGGGCGACUCGGGCGCCUACGAGCGCCGCAACUGGGGACUCCGUAAACAGGCCAUCCAGAACUGGCACCGGCGGCCGUACCGCAACAGCACAGAGGGUGAGGAGGCCGACGUCUCCGACGUGGGCUCCCGCACCACCGAGUCGGAGGCGGAGCCAUGGGAGCACGAGCGCCGGGCGUCGGCUGACAGCCAGCAGCAUGCCGCCCACCGCGGCGGGUACCGCCUUGGCACAGGUUGCUCGGAGGCCGGUUACCGGCCUUGCCGCCAUGAGAAGAGCCCGUCCAAGUCCGGCGAGGUGAUCAGUCCCGAGGUCCUGAAGAUGCGUGCAGCGCUCUUCUGCAUAUUCACCUACCUGGACACCAAGACCCUGCUGAGGGCGGCCGAAGUGAGCCGCGACUGGAGGUUUGUGGCGCGCCACCCAGCCGUGUGGACCCGCGUGCUCCUGGAGAACGGCCGCAUCUCCUCCAAGUUCUUGUGCACACUCUCCCAGUGGUGCACCCAGACCCACUCGCUCAUCCUGCAGAACCUCAAACCCAGACAGAGAGGCAAGAAAGAAACCAAGGAAGAAUAUCUGAAAAGCACACGUGGGUGUAUAGAGGAGGGUCUGGAAGCCCUGCUCAAAGCUACAGGAGGAAACCUUCUCAUCCUGAAAGUGUCUCAUUGUCCUAACCUGUUGACCGAUCGCUCUCUGUGGCUGGCGAGUUGCUACUGUCGAGCUCUUCAGGCUGUUACGUACCGGAGUGCCACAGAUCCUGUUGGCCAAGAGGUUAUUUGGGCUUUGGGAGCAGGCUGCAGAGACAUCAUCUCGCUACAGGUGGCACCCUUACAUCCCUGUCAACAGCCCGCGCGCUUCAGUAACAGGUGCCUGCAGACGAUUGGCCGGUGCUGGCCACACCUCCGAGCCUUGGGAGUGGGCGGGGCUGGGUGUGGGAUACAGGGAUUGGCCUCUUUGGCGAGGAACUGCAUGCGUCUGCAGGUUUUGGAGCUGGACCAUGUGAGCGAGAUCAACCAGGAGGUGGCUGCUGAGAUGUGUCGGGAGGGCCUGAAGGGUCUGGAGAUGCUGGUGCUGACGUCCACGCCCGUCACCCCCAAAGCCCUGCUGCACUUCAACAGCGUGUGUCGUAAUCUGAAGUCCAUCGUUGUGCAAAUAGGCAUUGAAGAUUACUUUGAAGACCCCAACAGUCCCGAGGCCAGGAAGCUCUUCGAUGAGAUGGUUAACAAACUGCAGGCACUGAAGAAGAGACCCGGCUUCUCCAAAAUCCUCCACGUGAAGGCUGACGGUCUGUGCUAGCCCCGCCCACCGCGGCGGGUACGUGACUGCAGCCGUCGACACCCCACUCUGCCCUGAUUGCGUCAACUCCUCCUCUGCCAACUGGGCUGAUCCUCCAUCGUCAGUCUCAGCUACCAUGUCACUGACAAAACAAGAAACUCUCCACACUGCAGCCAAGGUACGGCCUUUCCACGUUCAGACCGGAGCGGUGAUCUUCAGAGGGACGCCACGGAGACGGGAGUCACGCCGAAGCAAAUUCCAAUGGCGGGCGGAGCUGCGGUGCGUUCGUCACGCUCUCUCACUUUUGCAGACUCGUCAUUGAACAGGACUCGUCCUGGCUUUGUCUUCAUAGCACAGAGCUGUGUGCCUAUACAGCCAGGGACAGCGACGAUGUCCAGCUGACGAGCCAAGCAACACAAGCAGCAUAUGUAUGAAGUCGAUAAUUAAAGAAGGAAUAGACUAAGGAUAUAUAUGUGUAUGUGUGUGCAAGUGUGCGUGUGUGUGUGUGUGUGUGUGUGUAUUAUUCCCUGGUAUUAAACAAGGACACGGGAAGAAACGAGUCAUGAAAUUCGGCGUGUGUCAACACCAACCAUGACCCGGAUCAGCAUUCCAGCGGUCACAUUGCUGAGGUCUUUCCUGCACAAAUAACACCACCAGCUCCUUGUCUGGCACACCGAGGCCCUUUGGUACCGCCGACCGUCUCUCUCUGCUGUAGCCCCUUCCCGAGUCCCGCGCGGGGAACAGCAGGAUGUGCGUUAAGAGCUGCGAUGUUCCCCACCAGUGUCUAUCCCCUCCCCGGAGCAGGAUGAUGAUCAGCGAGUGUCCAACAGCAUUCCAGCUGUAGUCCGAAUACGCCAGCCCCCCCGGCCCGGCUCUUUACGGGUCAUUCCUCAGGCACUUACGUCAUUUAGGACUCGUGUUCUUAAACUGUUUUCUCUUUGAAAAUGUAUUCACAGUUUGUACAUUUUUUUGCUACCAUUACUAUUAUUAAUAUUUAGGAAUGUCGAUUCAUAUCCCUGUGGAAGAGCCAGAGUUAUAGAGUCAUACUGUUCAUAUGCGGUUAAUGUGGACACAUCAGCGUUGGUCUAGGCACCGACUCCAUUAAAAGGGCAGCAUUCACAUUAAUAUGGUGCGUUGACUUGCUCGCCAGGUGAUCUGUCACCUUUUUGCUUUUUUGUUUUGUCUACAUUCCAUUAGAAGCCUGUUUUGUUUUGUUUUUUGCUUGUUGGCUUUCGUGUUACUAAGUGCGCAUAAGCCUGAGCGCAACUUCUACAGCUCGGGCUGUGUCCAGGUUGGUCUCCAGAGCAGAUCUGAGGUGGUGGUCAGAGGUCACGCUUCCAAGAGCUUCACGGGACGACACAGCCUGAGAGCUCGUGACAAAGUGAUGUGCCGACCACAGGGACAGAUCUCGAGUUCCACUCGGGUGCGUUAUGGGCAUGGAACAGUCGGGGUUUGAAAUAUCGGUGGUUGGGUAGAGCAAACACUGUCACUCGUGGUUAAUCCCGAGUCGGACGUUCCCUUUUAAAUGCCAGGAGAAUGUUGGGGUUUGCUGGGCCGUGUUGAGUUGUUGGUAUCCUCUUUAAAAAUAAACUAAAAAGGGUUCAAACAAGGUACUUUUUAAUCCACUUAAUUUUACAGAGAUUAAGAGAAAAAUAGCCUUUCACUGAUUUUAAUUUAUUCAAAGGAAUUAAAAUCCUUAUAAAAAGGUUGAUACAACACGCACAUGUAAAACUUGUUUGGGUUCGAUGUAUGAGCAAGCUGAUAAACAGCAAAGACAUUUGGUCCUAGAUUCUUUUUUUCCAUCUUUAUUCGGGCUGCCAGUGAUUCUCACUGCCAACAUUUCUGAGCAGGCAACUACUGAAGAAAUCACAGCAAUCGAGAUGUAGGCUUUCUCUCUGUUUUGGGGUUUUUUGCUAAGACCUGUCGGUUUGUUUACUUCUGUUUACUAGAAGAGAGUUGAUCUUUUGCAGUGACAGUGCAAAGCUGCGUUUUUAACUGGAAUCGUGCUGGUCUUGGAUUGAGUGAAUUUUUUUGCCAAGUCUCAGUAACAGCCGGAGAUGUUAUGGCACCGUCAUAGUCCAGCUGCUCCUACACAACCCUGCUGAUGCAAUAAAAGUAAUGCAGGCAAAAGUUUCUACCACUUUGUUCAGGACUCUCAGCACUGUACCAGUUACCCAUCGGGCUUUGCUGUCUCCCUUGGUCCGGUCUUCGAGCUCUGUUCUGUUUACUCUGUUUACUUUAGUCCAGGGUGGGGUUUGGUACCAGAGUACAAUGCUGGAUGUACCUGCCUUAAAGCUCUUCAUGGGCCUUGCGGUACUACUGAACAGGCUGUGUUCUACCGUGUGCCCUGUAGUGAUUACUGAACAUCUACAGAUUGCCUGAAGGGCGGCAUGUUCUAGUGGGAUGGCGCUGGUGCUUGGUGGAGCAUCGUGUCUCGUACCCGUCCCCCACAAUCCUUUUUAGGCACGCGAGAGACCCUGCAACCUGUGCGAUGGCAGGACACGGCGGACGACUGAACAUUCCUUUCGCUCUCCUCGCGGACUUGGGUUCACACGCAACAGGGAGCGCUGCCAUGGUUCCUCGGCAGGCCUGGCCUACACUUUCCGUUCCUGACAAUCCGUCUCCCCAAGACUUUAAAAGCUGUACAAACGUUGUUUAUGCAGGACUAAGGAGUUACGUUAUGUUAAUAUUCCGUGGCGGAGGUGGGAGUUCUGGAGCUUCUAGAUCCAAGCACCUCCAUUCUCCUUUCAGUUUUACUUUUGUUCUUUCCAAAGUUUCUUCUGUGGUGCCUGAGUUGACCACAUGAAAUAUAUCUUUCAAAGAGUAGUGUGGAACUUGCAGUAUGUCGUGUAUCAUAGAUGCUUUAUAUAUUGAAUGUGUAUCAGAGUCCUAUAGAGAUGGAAAUUAUUUAAAAACAGAGCAUAAAGUUUAUUUCAGCUAUUUAUUUCUUUAACAAAUGUCUAUAAUGAUGGCAUGUUUGUGUUAAAGCAUAAGACAUCACAUUGCCUUCUUAACUGUUCGAACUGUUGGAUAGUUGCUAGAAUAUUACAGCUUUGUAUGUAAGAGCUCUAUUGCUUGCUAUAUUUGAUUUUUAGACUGAGCAAAUUUUGCACCAUAUUUAAAAAAAAAAAAAAGCAAAAUGCUAAUGUUUAGUAUUAGGGUUAUUUGAUGUCACUUCGUUUAAUGUUAAGGUUUUUGCAGUAUUUGACUUAUGAUGCACUUUUUCAUCGAAGCGCUUUCCAAGGUCUGUAACUGCGAGCUUCGCGAGGUUAUACCAAACCUGCUCUCUUACAGCAGUGGCCAUGCUGUUUCUCAUUGAGCUUCACUCUCUCGAGCCAAAAACACAAUCUGUCCUUGUUGAUGAACUUUUCAGUCACUUAACUGUGGCAAAAGUACUCUUAGUAUGGAACGCGCCCCAACAGGCGACCAGGUUUCCCUAAAUGUCAGAGUUUCAGUGGAAGUGUGCCAGAACUCGUAAGACUUAAUACUGUAGUGACUGCAGAAGGCCGUGUCAAAGGUCAUGUAGUACAAAUGCACAACAUUGGAUAUUAUUCUGUAACCUUUACAAAUCUUACAAGUUAUAGCAGUGGACUUCAGAAACCACUGCAUAUUGGGUUUGUUAAAUGGUUAGUUUUGGUUGGAUUAAAUGGCUGGAUGUACUUGAUUGAGUGGCUGGUCAAGACAACGAGGUGCUUUUUCAGACAGAGCUGAGGCCUACAUGUGGACUUGGCUACUCACUGAAAAUCCUACUUAACCCGACGACAGGCCCUGUGUCAUCUCCAGCAUGUAACAGAAAUGAAUGAAAUCAGAAAUCGAAGCAUUUCGAUGGUUUUUACGAAGUACAAAAGAUCACCGAUGCUUUCCUUUUCAUCUUUCAGUGUAGUUUUGUUUGGGUGGUUUUUGCAGAAUGCUAGCAGAGCCCAUAGACUUAACCUGUGCCAGCACGCAUUCCUUAGCAGAUAAGCAGGCUAUUGUAGAUACAAUCAGUUUUAGUGGUGUUAGCUGUUUUAAAGUGCCAGGUGUUGUGACCUUUCUCAUGUGGCUGUCCUGUAAAGAUCUGUACCCACAACGCACUAUGUUACGCUGCGCUUCUAUUUACAGUGUCAAAAAAGAAGAACAAAACACGAGUCCACACAGCUGAUAUGACGACUGGUGUAUAAUUUAUAUUAAUUGCAAAUGAGAUGUGUAAGUGGAAUAACAUUCGCUAUAUUAUAUUUAUGCCAAAAUGUGUGUGAAAGAGACGUUGCUCACUUCUCUUUAAAAAACAAAAACAAAGCCUUCAUGGACAUGCACAUCCCUGGACUGCUACACUGCUGUUUACAUUGUACAUACACGUUUCCGGAACGAUCAGCUGUGUUAGGCUUUAUUGAUCAUUACAUGUCAAUUGUUUUCAUUGGUUGUCCGUUAUACCCUUUCAGAAUGUCCUGUUCUCAGCUGUCUCUGACAGGGGACUUGUGUAUCUCUUCUGAACUCUGUCCUGUUCGUGUCUACCAGACGCCUCUGAUGUACUUGCUUCUCCUAGACAGAGCCCUGGGGAUUUGGUCACGCGCUUAGUUAGCCAUGCACACCACUUCCGCACAUGCUCUCGGUGGGGAUGAAUGUAUUUAGCUGUCCGUUUGUCAGCGGUGUUCAUUACCUCCACAUUUAGGUUCCUUCUCGAGCAAACUGUGUAAACGAUCACAUGUUGUACAGACUAUGAUGAGAGAAGGGUGACAUUUCAUUGACCUGGUACACGUCCUCACCCAAACCAAACUCGUCUGUGUCACAGCGUAGACAAACCCCAUGUUCAUCUCUGACUUCACAGCCUUUAUUGCCUGACCUCAUUUGUGGCUGCAGACAAUAUUCGUUACAGUAGCUUAGCCUGCUUUAAAUUUAAUUAACAGCAAGUUGCUCUUUCUCAAUUUGCAAUGCAUUAAAUAAAACAACAGUUUACAUUCCGAAUUUCAUGCAGUUUUAUUCUGGGCAUAGCCCAUGAAACAAAAUAAAUAAAAUAAAAAAUACAUGAAACUUGUA
Molecule: messenger RNA, 7451 nt
Organism: Electrophorus electricus (electric eel)
Lineage: Eukaryota; Metazoa; Chordata; Actinopteri; Gymnotiformes; Gymnotidae
Gene: fbxo41
Product: F-box protein 41
Molecular function (GO): protein binding
Source: RefSeq, a predicted model, not a curated record